This is a messenger RNA of Phlebotomus argentipes, 2980 nucleotides long. RefSeq names its product syndetin (gene Vps50). NCBI's taxonomy places the organism in Eukaryota, Metazoa, Arthropoda, Insecta, Diptera, Psychodidae. Gene Ontology annotation, molecular function: SNARE binding. Gene Ontology annotation, cellular component: EARP complex. Bases 1 to 2970 code for a protein of 989 amino acids. The transcript has 5 exons. The record is from RefSeq and is a predicted model, not a curated record. Gene Ontology annotation, biological process: endocytic recycling; retrograde transport, endosome to Golgi.
AUGCCGUAUAUUGACACCCCGACUCUUGAUGAGAGUGCAAGUGCAAUUUGCCAGCAUGACUUCCUCAUUUUCCACAGUUUUCACCUCGGAAAAUCCCUCAAACAAGAUGAGAACCUCAACCUCACUCUCCGACAUCAUUCCAGCUGUUUUCCACGAAGAGAGCCGAAGAAGAAACCUUUCAAGCGCGGCUGUCAAACACAUGACGUCACGGAUCCAGUGAAUGUUGACGGGAUGGACGAGAUUAAGAGCAAAUUUUUGGAUUUAAUCCACAAACAGCAAAAUAAGAAUAUAAAGAUACCCGCGAUGGGCUUCUCCGAUUACUUCAUUCAAAACGUCCAGGCGUCCUCAAUCCAGACAGUUCCGUCCACAAAAUCUGCUUCUCCAGACGACUCUGAGACUCGCCUGUCUGACCAGGAGAUUCUCGAGAGCACGGAGAGUAUUUAUUUCGAGGAUGGUGCAAACACGUCCUGCUAUGAGCUUGAGAAGUUCAGUGAGAAUUGUGACCUCGAGGGCAUAUCUAGACAGAUGGGCGUCUUGAAGCAACAACAUAAAGUGAUCUCCAAGAAAGUGCUUCAACUGAUCCUGGACAACCGCUCUUCAUGCAAUGAGGAGUUCUCCCGCAUUGAGGAGACAGAGAAGAUGCUUUGCGAAGCGAUUUGGGUGUGUAAAAAGGGUCGGAGCUACUUGAACUUUGCCAAAAAGAAUCUCACCACGACGAGCCUAGAGAUUCUCGCCACGUAUAAGAAAAGGGAAGUGCUCAUGGAACUUCUGAAGACGUUGAAGACCAUAAAGAGAAUUAAAACGACCGACACGCAGCUGCAGGAAUUGGUUUCCGGUGGGGAUUACUCAGGAGCCAUUGCCACGCUUCUGGAGUGCCGGAAAGCGGCUGAGCGCUACAGCCAGUAUAAGUGUGUGGAGUCUCUGUCGCAGAAGCUCCAGGACACACUACUUAUGACCGAAGUGCAAUUGGACAGUGUACUUAAUGAAAUGACCCAACAAUUCGACACGGCCAAGUACACAAAACUUCAGGAAGCCUACAGAUUGCUGAGCAAGACACUUAUGGCGAUGGAUCAGCUGCACAUCAGCUUCAUUUCCACCAUCCACACGGCCGCGUUCACGGUCGUGCGGAGCAGUGUUUCCGAUGAUGAGAAAACCAAGCAACUCUUUGAGACACUCUGCGAGUCUGUGGCCUCUGAUAAGUACAUCUCGUGCCUGAUAAAUCUCUGUCGUUCCUUCUGGGGCAUCCUCUCCUGCUACUAUCAGGUCACACUGUGGCAUCAAAACUUUAACGUAGAUGCCGAGGCGGACGAGUACAUCCAGGAGAAGCUUAAGAAUGGUCAAGUGAGGAUUUGGAAUGAUAUUCAGGCGAAGGUGUGCGUGUAUCUCACCAGUCCUCGACUGCACCAGCUCAAGUUUGAGCAAUUUAUCCAGGUUCUCUGUAUCAUUCAGCGCCUAAAGAAGGUGGGAAUGGAAUUCUGUGGAGACUCCUCAGCCAAGCUGAUGGAUGGCAUGCGAAGUCAGAGCAUGGAAUUUUUCAAGCGUUACCACUCAUCCUGUCUGGAGGAGAUCAGCCUCUUUCUGGAUAACGAGGCGUGGGUGAGCGUGAACUCAUUCAGCAGUGUGAGUCAAUUGCAGGAGUUCAAAUCUGUGAAGAAGGCUCUUCAGCGUCACGCUGCUGGUCAAACAGUGGAUUCUGUGAAACCACCGACCCCCAGACUUCCGGACAAUGACUCCUCUGUACACUCCCAGGACGGUGGCAGCUCAAUCUACGCUUUCUGUGGCUACUUUCUGCGUUUCUCCGAGAAAAGCAGCCCUUUUGACGGUGGUUUUGACGAAUCUAUGCUGCAGGAAGACAUUCUCGCUGGCAUUGCCGACGAAACUUCAUGCUACUUCUCAGAAGAGAGUGACGAUGAUAACAUCCCGGGGAUCAACGAAACCGACACUCCUGGCCAAUCUCUUAUUGUUAACAACACAUCCCUUACAGUGCUUCGCUGCAUUGGUCGCUACUUGCAAAUGUGUCGCCUUCUGCACUCAAUCGCACCCCAAAUAGUGUCUUCAAUGACAGAAUUGAUAGAUUUCUACAUCUUUGUAGUGCAUGAGUUCUUUGCCAAGGAUCUCCCAGUGGCCAGCAACAAUCUUUAUAGCACACGCUUAACCGUGAAUCUCCAGCGAAUCUCUGAUCAAAUUAUCCCAAAAGUUAGAAAUUGGCCACCAUCCAAGAUGAUGAUCGGCACAGAUCUGCAGCAGGGCGACGAAAUGUUUGGGCUGGCCAAGAGGAUUGUCGGCGUGGAGAGUUCCUGCUGUCUGGUGGAGCAAUUUGAGCAAUUGCAGGGAUACAUGCUACAUUUGUUGCCACCAAAUGAGCGAAAACCACUGGAAGAGUACUUUUCCAAUUCCGCGUAUGUGAGUGACUUAAGAAAGCCCGUUUAUAUGUGCGCUACCGCCAGACUGGCAGACAUGCACAGCAUCCUCCAGGCCAUGGGCAAGGUCAAGUGGGAUAUCAACCACGUCACAGUUCAGCAUUCACCCUACAUCGACAGUAUUAAUAGAGCCAUUCAGACAUUUGCGAUGCGCCUUGAGGAGUUGUCCAAGCAGACUUGCGUGCCCAAGGGCUUCGUAUGGGACAGUAUGGCUCAUGUGCUGACUCACACCCUGGUUGAGGGUUUUUCCAAUGCCAAAAAGUGCUCAACAGGUGGUCGAGCACUGAUGCAACUGGACUUCACGCACUUCAUCUCGCUGCUGGAGUUAAUUUCGGGCCUCAAGUACACCGUCCACCAGGCAUACGUAGACGCCUACGUGAAGGCGUUCUACUUGCCAAAGGAUCUCCUGGAGGAGUGGAUCCGCGAGCAGAAAGACACAACGGAGUACUCAGAGAAGCAGCUCGUCGGGCUCGUCAUGUGCACUUGCAAUAAUGACAAGAAGACACGACAGAAGUUGCUGGCAAUCAUUGGAACCGGCGAUGUAUCUUAAAAUCCCAAUC